AUGAUGGGACGUGCCAGAGGACGGUAGUUCCUCGUUGGUAGGGAUGUCCUCGUGACAUGUUACCCCGUGACCUUGGCUGUCGCGACUACAACGUUGUCCUCCGCGGAGAGGCUCGCCUGCUGGCGCACGGAUCGAGCGAGGAUAACGGUCGAUCGUCGUCCACGUCGUUUCAUCCACGUGGAGUCGAGUACCGCCUACUGCCAGUGCUCCAGGUGAAGCCUGAUUACGCUGUCCCGUAUGUUCUCUGCUGGAGGGUACCCAGCACGACGAUCCACAGGAUCCAAAUCCCGUUACAGCACCAUCAUCAUCAUCAUCGUCGUCGUCGUCGUCGUCGUCGUCGUCAUCAUCAUCAUCAUCAUCGUCAUCAUCGACAGCAUCAUCGCUAUCAACGCCGCCAUCGACAGCGUUGUCGGCGACACUUUCAGGCAACGACUACGCCUCGAAGGCAUCCUGUCCCGCUCCUCCAGGCGUCCGCCUAUCCUUUCUCGUACGGCUGUAGUAGCUCGGAGAGCGGCGAUCCUGCUGCAGCGCCUGGUAUGGAAACAAGGUACAAAGCGAAUCGUUGCGUGAGCGGGGGCGGUGGCCGCGGGAACAGCGCGACUGGUGGUACCGGAGGCGGUCUAGGUAACGGAGGCAGCGGCCGCGGGGGCGGCGGGGGCGGUAGCCCCGGUAGGGGCGGCGGCGGAGGCGGCGUUGGAGGAGGCGGAGGUCGCGGCGGAGGAAUAGACGGUGGCGCGGUACCAGCUACGCCACCGACCAUCAGCCGUUACCACCACCGCUACCAUCAUCACCAUCACCAUCAUCAUCGUAAUCACGACCACGUCACCACGACCACCACGGCGGACGCCGCCACCAUCACUGGCGUCGCCUGGCACCUCAGGCACAAGCUACCCCUUGGAAAGCAGUGCCUUCAGCACCGGCAUCAUCGGUCCCCCUAUCGGGCCUUAAACAUGGGCCAAAAGAUUUCAGGCGGCGUAAAAAGCGUGACACGUGAGGCUGCACCUGGAGCUGUUGGUGGAGUUGGCGUCGGAAGUGGUGGUGUCGUCGCGUAUAAACCCGUGGUACCAAGAGAGCUGGCGCAACACUUCGCGAGGCCGCCACGGCUCGAUGUCCUGCUCGAUAUGCCACCCGCUUCGCGGGAGACGCAGAUUCAUCAUAGCUGGAACGCCAACGACCGUAGCCUCAACAUAUUCGUCAAGGAUGACGACAAGUUAACGUUUCACCGGCACCCGGUGGCCCAAAGCACAGACUGCAUAAGAGGGAGAGUAGGGUACACGAAAGGUAUGCAUGUCUGGGAGCUGUUCUGGAGCACGAGGCAAAGAGGCACGCACGCCGUAGUGGGCGUCGCGACCGCAGAGGCACCCCUUCACAGUGUCGGAUACCAGAGCCUGGUGGGUAACAACGAACAAAGCUGGGGUUGGGAUCUCGGUAGGAACAAGCUUCUCCACGAUUCGAAGAACAAUACCGGUAUCACGUACCCAGCUCUCCUCAAGCCCGACGAAACGUUCAUUGUUCCUGACAAAUUCCUCGUGGUCUUGGACAUGGACGAAGGUACGUUAGCAUUCGUCGUGGAUGGUCAAUAUCUUGGAGUCGCGUUCAAAGGCCUGAAGGGGAAGAAGCUUCAUCCUAUCGUGUCCGCUGUAUGGGGACACUGUGAGAUCACGAUGAAGUAUAUCGGUGGACUUGAUCCUGAACCAUUACCCCUGAUGGAUCUCUGUCGAAGAGUGAUUCGAAAACGAAUCGGCAAGGACAAGAUAGAAGAGAAAGUGAACGCGCUGAGCCUGCCGUUAGCAGUGAAGACUUAUCUCCUGUAUCGUGACAGGAGGUAACUACCGAGUGCUAGCUCUGAAACUACCACUACUACCAUGAUUACGACUGUGAACACCACUGCGCUAUUAAAUCGUUGCCACCACGACGUACAGGGGAACGCCCGCUACCCCGUCGUAUGCCACCAAGCACAGCCCAUAAGCCGCUUAUACGAUCCAUGGUGUUUGUAUCCAUGUAAAGAUAAGUCAAGACGAGUACGAUCAUCGUGGUCACGUACGUUGUCGUCGUCGUCCUUUUCGUCGUCCUUCUCAUCGUCGUCGUCGUCGUCGUCGUCGUCGUCAUCGUCUUCGUCUACGUCUUCGUCUACGUCUUCGUCUUCGUCUUCGUCAUCGUCUUUAUCAUCCUCAUCAUCAUUCUUGGCAUGAUAUUCGUCGUUAUUGUCAUAUGUUCAUCAUUGUCGUUGUCACUGUCGUUGUUAACCUGAUCGUUAUCGUCGUUGUUCCCGUACACGAUCAGACGACGCCACAUGGACGGAAAAAAGGAAAAUUCAGAACGCGCGAGUGGGACAUACACGCGAAUCGUAUCGGGACUAGCGAAUUAUUUAGGUGAUAUCGUUGCCUUGUAUUAACAUCAUGAUCAAAAUGGAGUUUUUAUUAAUUGUUAGUAAGAAAAA
Frieseomelitta varia is the source of this 2440-nucleotide messenger RNA. RefSeq names its product protein gustavus. Gene Ontology annotation, biological process: proteasome-mediated ubiquitin-dependent protein catabolic process. Gene Ontology annotation, cellular component: SCF ubiquitin ligase complex. Lineage: Eukaryota; Metazoa; Arthropoda; Insecta; Hymenoptera; Apidae. Gene Ontology annotation, molecular function: protein binding. The record is from RefSeq and is a predicted model, not a curated record. Bases 57 to 1829 code for a protein of 590 amino acids. The transcript is spliced from 6 exons.